AUGUCCGCCAUUCCUCAGACCAUGAAAGCUUGGGUGCAGAACGAGUCCAGCGCCUUGUCCAUCCAAGAGGUCUCUGUACCGGAGCUGAAGGCCAACCAAGUGCUUGUGAAAGUGCAGUACGCCGCCCAGAACCCCACCGACUGGAAGCACGCUGCUGCUCUCUCUGUGCCCGGUGUCAUCAACGGCUGUGACUAUGCUGGUACCGUCGUCAAGGUCGGCUCUGGUCUCACUGCCUCCCGCAAGGUUGGUGACCGAGUCGCGGGUACCGUUCAUGGUGGCUACUUCAAGGACGAGGGUUCUUAUGCCCAGUACGCUGCUGUGGAGAGUGACUUGACCUGGGUCGUGCCCGAGUCUAUCAAGCUUGAGGAUGCUGCUACCUUUGGUGUUGGAUGGGUGACUUCUCUCCAGACCAUCAUCCAGCGCCAGAAGCAUGCGUUCCCUGACGUCGAGCAGGUCUCUGGAAACCCUUGGUACAUUGUCUACGGCGGUUCCACUUCUGUCGGUCUCUUUGCUGUCCAGCUCGCCAAGGCCCUCGGCUACAAGGUCCUUGCCUUUGCAUCUCCCCACUCUUACAACCUUGUCAAGUCUUACGGCGCCGACGCUACUGUCGACUACCACAACCAAGAGGAGGGUAUUGCCGAGGCUUUGAAGAUCACCGACGGUGGUGCUGAGUAUGGACUCGAUACCAUCUCUGAAGGUGACAGCUUCAAGAUCAUUGUUGCGGCUUUGGGCAAGAAGGGCAAGCAGCUCAAUGCUAUCCUUCCCCCUCCCAAGGACAUCAAGGAUCUCAACCCCAACCUCUUUAGCGAGUGGACCCUUAUGUACACGCUCUUUGGUCAGGAAUUCGACUGGACCCCUCGAUCUCCUGGCAAGAACAUCUGGCCCGCCAGCCAAGAAGACCGAAAGUUCGGUACCGAGGCUUUCAAGCACACCUCCACUAUCAUCGAAAAGUUUGGCAUCAAGCCCAACCCUGUCCAGGUCACUGGCGGCUUUGAGGAUGUUACCAAGGGUCUUGAGCUUUUGAAGAACAACAAGCUCUCCGGUACCAAGUCUGUCAUCAAGAUCGAUGCUUGA
Messenger RNA from Cryptococcus wingfieldii CBS 7118, 1074 nucleotides. RefSeq names its product enoyl reductase. The transcript has 7 exons. Bases 1 to 1074 code for a protein of 357 amino acids. NCBI's taxonomy places the organism in Eukaryota, Fungi, Basidiomycota, Tremellomycetes, Tremellales, Cryptococcaceae. The record is from RefSeq and is a predicted model, not a curated record. Gene Ontology annotation, molecular function: oxidoreductase activity, acting on NAD(P)H.